UUCAGGUUUAGGCCGUACAGCUGGCAUCAGAAUAGCAUCACCAUGACGACAAUAAGCUUGAAAGACGACGGCGGGGACGAGCUGUUGGUCAUCUCUCACAACGGCUGUCGUUUCCCAAACUUUCCUAACAAUCGAGCCAUCGAGAAUAUGGCUUCCGUGAAAAUCAGAUCGGAUGACGUCAUCUUGAGUACAUAUUCUAGAUCAGGCACACACUGGGUAUGGGAGAUGUCACGACUACUCCAGGCGGGCAAGCUGGACACAAGUGACAUCGACAAGACCUCGACCAUGCUGGAACUAUCUGACGAGGAGGUGUACAAGGACCUGCCAUCUCCCCGACUUCUCAACUCCCACGCACCGUUCCAACAUCUACCUGAUGAGGUCAAGGUCAAGAAACCUAAAAUUGUUCACGUCAUUCGUAAUCCCAAAGACGCUAUAGUAUCCUAUUUCGUGUUUAUGAAAAAGAUCGGCUUCAGUGAUUAUAGUGGCAAGUGGGAGAAUUAUCUUCGUCCUGCGACAGAGGGGAGAUUUGAAUAUGGUUCCUGGUUCGACCAUUUCAAGUCCUGGGAAGAGGUGAAGAACACUACCGAUAUUCCGAUCCUGACACUCCACUAUGAAGACCUUAAAGAGGACACUUUCAGGGAGGCGAAGAAGUUGUGUGACUUCCUGGGCGUAGAGAGAAGCGAUGACUUCAUCAGACAAGUGUGUGAACAGUGUGAGUUUAACUCAAUGAAGAAGAUCAAGGCUACUGCAAAGCUGACUGGCAAGAUUGCUUAUCGCAAGGGUGAAGUGGGUGACUGGAAAAACUGGUUCACUUUGGCACAGAACGAAUGGUUUGAUCAAUUCUAUGCAGAACAGAUGAAAGAUUGUCCUGUGAAAGUUCGAUUUACACUUGAUUAACGUCCGCAACGUUCAGGCAACGUGGCCUUCGGGAUACUGGUAGCACAUUCAGUUGCUAAUACCAUGGAGGUUACUAACAGCAAUAUCACGGCAGGGGCAGAAAUGAGCUUCGCACAUUGUACCCAUGUAGGGAAUCGAACCCAUGCCUUCGGCGUGACGAGCGAACCCUUUUACCACGACAAUACAAUGAAUGAUUAUGU
Haliotis rufescens (red abalone) is the source of this 1097-nucleotide messenger RNA. Its product is annotated as sulfotransferase 1A1-like. The transcript has 5 exons. The record is from RefSeq and is a predicted model, not a curated record. Gene Ontology annotation, cellular component: cytoplasm. Gene Ontology annotation, biological process: sulfation. Gene Ontology annotation, molecular function: sulfotransferase activity. Bases 43 to 897 code for a protein of 284 amino acids. Lineage: Eukaryota; Metazoa; Mollusca; Gastropoda; Lepetellida; Haliotidae.